AUGGUCAUGCUUUGUGGGACCCUCGAAGCCUAUCCGUUUUUGUUUUUAAGCACAAUAACGGCAUCUGCAAACUUAUCAUUGAGGAGGAGGAAUAUUAGUCCACGAUCGACAGUUUCUUGUGAAAACCAGUCGUGGGAUUUCUUGAAUUCGGAAAAUUCAGCUGGUAGUGAAGAUAAAUCCGGCAAGAAGGCACCGGGGUCCAGUUCCAAUAGCCAGACAGAGAUAGGAAUGGAAGAGGCGGCGCCACCCAGUAAGAAGAAGCGGGCCGGACGAGGUGGUGUAAGAAAAAAUGGGGAUGGGAUGAUCAUUGGUGAUAAAGGGAAGGAAGAAGAAAGAGGAGCCGGUGAAUCCGAUCAUGAGAUACAUAUAUGGACAGAGAGAGAGAGAAGGAAGAAGAUGAGGAAUAUGUUUACUAAUCUUCAUGCUUUGCUUCCUCACCUUCCUCCUAAGGCCGACAAAUCCAGCAUCGUGGAUGAAGCGGGAAACUACAUCAAAUCCCUAGAGCAAACUCUCCAGAAGCUACAGAAACAGAAGUUAGAAAGGCUCCAAGCUGCUGCGACUGUUGGCUUUGAUCAUGAGUCGUCUGUAAUCGCCUCGCAGAAGCCAGUAUCAUACGACUCGAGCUGGGAUCAGUCCGCAUUGCUCGCUGAUCAAGGAUCUUCAAACAACAUCAUGGCCAUUGCAGCAACUACUUGUUUGAAUAAUUCUUCACAGCUUUCACCUGCCACCUGCAGCUUGCGGUAUCGUAGUACUAGUGGUCCUCAUGUAAACUUUCAAACGUGGACUUCUUCCAAUGUCGUCUUGAACAUAUGCGGUGAGGAAGCCCAAAUAAGUGUGUGCUCGGCUAAGAAGCCAGGCCUCUUGACCACCAUCUGCUAUGUGUUGGAGAAGCAUAAAAUAGAGGUGGUAUCUGCUCAUAUUUCCUCCGAUUGUAACCGGAGCAUCUAUAAUAUUCAAGCACAUGCAAUCAUGUCUGGAGCUUCCAAUGAUCAGUUCCAAGAGACGGCAUUACUCCCUGUGGAAGAAAUAUACAAGCAGGCUGCGGGAGAGAUAAUGUUGUGGGUGUCUCCGUGAUCAUCCUAGCUAGCUCCAUGCAUGGAAACUCCACAUACAAAUUAAGAUCUAGCUUCACAAAUUUGGUGGGGAUGACGACUCAACUUUUCCCGCAAGAUCAGUACAAUUAUUAGCAUGCAGCUAAAUAUUCCAGCCUUCAUUCAUAUAUAUUAUUAUGCUCAUAGCUGUGGGCAGGGGACUAGCG
Messenger RNA from Juglans regia (Persian walnut), 1258 nucleotides. Its product is annotated as transcription factor bHLH95-like. Gene Ontology annotation, biological process: endosperm development; regulation of DNA-templated transcription. The coding region runs from base 1 to 1074 and encodes 357 amino acids. The transcript is spliced from 4 exons. NCBI's taxonomy places the organism in Eukaryota, Viridiplantae, Streptophyta, Magnoliopsida, Fagales, Juglandaceae. Gene Ontology annotation, molecular function: DNA-binding transcription factor activity; protein dimerization activity. The record is from RefSeq and is a predicted model, not a curated record.